Molecule: messenger RNA, 1171 nt
Organism: Oryzias melastigma (Indian medaka)
Lineage: Eukaryota; Metazoa; Chordata; Actinopteri; Beloniformes; Adrianichthyidae
Biological process (GO): retrotransposition
Cellular component (GO): ribonucleoprotein complex
Molecular function (GO): single-stranded RNA binding
Source: RefSeq, a predicted model, not a curated record
CUUUUAAAAAGAAACUGACAUUAUUAUUAACCAACCAUUAAUAUUGGACCAAGCCUGACAGUUGGAGGUAGACUGGAGCGCUGCUAGACGAACAACGACCUGGAUGGUCAGUGGUGCCAGUGCUGAGCUCCCGCUGGCAAUCUUGUACAAUGGCCGCUAGCUCGCCUCCCUCCCACCAGCCCAGCAGCCCUCCAGUCUCCCUCGUGCGGUGCCACCCAGCACAGAGGCACACUGCCAGACUUGAUCCAACAGUGCAUUGUCGCUCACUGGUAUUUAUACCCCUACGUGUGUACAUAAGUGCAGACUAAUGGUUUUAACUACAGUUUUUUUAGGCAAUUUUGAAUUACACACUAUAUGGUUGUUACUUUCAAAUAAAAUAUGAAGAAAAAUAAAGAGAAUUUUGAAUGUUUUUUUCUUUUACAAAGAUGUAUCUUGAGCCGCAGUGCAUGCUGGGAAACACCUAACUGUAUGAAGUUGAUUAUUGGGAGCAGCAAACAUUUCCCCCCUUAUAAACAUCACGAUAACUAUUUAGAGUCUUUUGAUAUCACAUCAAAUCAAAAUGUCUAGACCCACAGCGAAGUGAACCAUCCGACCGAAGGAGGGAAAACUUCAGCUAGCUUGUUAGCUAGCGAACAUGAUUAUUGUGACGACACAGCUUAAUUAACCCAAUAAGUGACACACUAUAAAAAUGAUCGAAGCAGUCCGCUCUGAAAUCAAGCAAAUAAAUGAAAAGGUUUCACUUAGCGAAAAACCAGUAGAAAGGAGUGAAGAGUCAACGCAGAAGUGCACGAAUCGGGUUGCUGAGUUGGAUAGUUCUGGUCGUCGAUGGAACCUGCGGCUGUACGGACUUCCGGAGUCUGAGAGGGAAAACGUGCGGGAAAAGGUGAUCAACAUCUGUCAAGGAGUCCUGCCAGCCGAGAAAGGGAAGCUUCCAGAUGCCAUCGAUGUUGCUCAUCGCCUGGGGAGGAAACGCCAGGAGGAUGUCAGACCGAGAGGAGUUGUCAUCAGGGUUAUCUCCCGGCGCCUGAAGGAUGAGAUUUGGAGAGCGGCCAAAAAGAGCGAGUUUCUCCUGUCCAGAAUGACGCUUCAAGGAGGACCUCACUACGGAGGACAUGGAGAACCAACAGAAGCUGUGGCCGCCGAACAAGAAAACACGCGAGGAGGGAAAGGU